Molecule: messenger RNA, 1071 nt
Organism: Grus americana (Whooping crane)
Lineage: Eukaryota; Metazoa; Chordata; Aves; Gruiformes; Gruidae
Gene: RNF175
Product: ring finger protein 175
Exons: 10
Cellular component (GO): endoplasmic reticulum membrane; Golgi membrane
Molecular function (GO): ubiquitin protein ligase activity; metal ion binding
Source: RefSeq, a predicted model, not a curated record
AUGCAGGUGGCAGGAGAAAAGGAUCUAGAAGAGCUUGUGGAAAACUUUACACACAACAGCACUCGAAAAGGAGAUAAGAAGGAGGUGCUGGAAAAUGAUUUAUUAUCAUCAGAUGAACAAUGGAAGUUGUAACAUUGGAAGUUCCAUGAAAAGCACCAUGGCUGUGAAUCAAUGCCUAUGAAGAUGGUUCUUGUUCUCAUUGCAACAUUGGUUAUUGCCCCGAUUGUGCUUGUUCAGCAGAAACAAAGACACUGUCGAUUGUACAAGUUAGUCACACCACUGCAGAUGUGGGUUGCUCCUCUUUAUUUCCCUGUCAGACUUUGCUGGUGGAGAUCCCUGUCCAUGUGGGGAAUGCUCUCAGUUAUUACCAGUUACAUCACUUUCAGAGCAGCCUGCAAGUCUCUCUCAGGAAGAACACUGCGAUUGGUCUACAAAUGGUUCCUCCUGAUCUAUAAACUGAGUUGUGCAAUUGGAAUUGUGGGUUAUCUAGCCAUAAUGUUUACCAUGUUUGGAUUUAAUUUAUUCUUUAGAUAGUCUGACGACUCCAUGGAUUUUGCUGUGAUGCUGCUUUUUUACAGACUGUACUAUGGCGUGAUGGGAAGAGACUUUGCAGAGGUUUGUUCUGACUACAUGGCUUCCACCAUUUUUUACAACAUCAGUGGCAUACCAACAAGAAAUUUGUCCAAUGAUAUCUGCGCAGUCUGCGGGCAGAAAAUUUUUGUGGAUAUAAAUGAAGAAAAUACCUACCAGCUGUCCUCUAAUCAUGUGUUUCAUGAAUUUUGCAUCUGUGGUUGGUGCAUUGCUGGCAAGAAGCAGACUUGCCCGUACUGCCCUGAGAAAGUUGAUUUGAAGAGAAUUUUCCUCAACAACAGAUUAGGUGGGAACACACGCGUAUUGUAUGGACAACUUUUGGACUGGCUCUGCUAUCUGGUGGUUUGGCAACCGGUUGCUAUAGGCAUUGUCCAAGGCAUUAAUUACUCACUGGGUCUAGAAUAGGACUCAGAUUAUUAGUGAGAAUGCAAAGGGUUGGAUCUUUACCUGUCUAUAGUAAUAUGCAUAUUCUAUACUUAA